Oryzias melastigma (Indian medaka) is the source of this 3322-nucleotide messenger RNA. RefSeq names its product progestin and adipoQ receptor family member VIII (gene paqr8). The transcript is spliced from 2 exons. The coding region runs from base 345 to 1418 and encodes 357 amino acids. Lineage: Eukaryota; Metazoa; Chordata; Actinopteri; Beloniformes; Adrianichthyidae. Gene Ontology annotation, biological process: response to steroid hormone. Gene Ontology annotation, molecular function: nuclear steroid receptor activity; steroid binding. The record is from RefSeq and is a predicted model, not a curated record. Gene Ontology annotation, cellular component: plasma membrane.
UCGUGUGUAGGCUAUAGUUGUAGAACAAAAGUUUAAAAAAAAAGCAUGUGAUAUAUUUUGAGAACUUUAUUCUGCUCUGAAAAUGUAAAUAUAGGCGUGCUGGGGCAUGAAAAAAAUGACUUUUUACAUUUGAACUUCUGGUGGGCGUGUCUUGAAAGUUUGACUCCGCCUCUCCAGUCUACCGGGUCGGUUUUGUUUUUGCCGGUUGACAGCCUGAGAAAUGUCUCGGUAGUUUUGAAUCCUCUUGUCUGCCCGCUUUGUGUUGGAGGAGAGUCGGUCUGAGGUUAAAACCAAGCAGGUGCUGCCCGGUCUACCUGAACAGUGUCUUUAUUGCAGCAGGAGAAAUGUUGACGGACAUCCUACAGCGGUUCAGCGCCUUCACGCUGACCGUAAAGCACCUCAGCCGCUUCCCUCACAUCUCAGACCUCAUCUCCGGCUCUCCUCCGUCACUUGCAGCUACUGUCCCCGCCUCUGAGGUCCCCACCCUUUUCCGAGAGCCCUACAUCUUGUCGGGCUACCGCCCCGUUCAGCAAGACUGGCGCUGCUACGUCCUCAGCCUCUUCCAGCGGCACAACGAAUCUCUAAAUGUAUGGACUCACUUGCUUGCAGUCCCUGUCCUGUUGAUUCGCUGGUGGGCCAAUGUUAGUGCCCUGGGGUGCCCCUUGGAUGCAGCCUCUCUACCUCUUGGCCUCUUCAUGGUGUCUGCACUCACAUACCUCUGUCUCAGUGUGGCAGCACAUCUCCUGCAGUCUCACUCAGUGCGUGCACACUACUUUUUCUUCUUUCUGGACUAUGUAGGUGUAGCUGUGUACCAAUACGGUUGUUCCCUUGGUCAUUAUUUCUACACAUCGGAGCCGGCAUGGAGGGACAGGAUUGGGAGGCUCUUUCUUCCCGGAGCUGCUCUCUUUGCAUGGCUCUCCUGUGCAGGCUGCUGCUUUGCUAAGUACAAGUACAGGCGGCCGUAUCCGGUACAGCGGAAAAUCUGCCAGCUGAUCCCCACCGGGGUGGCCUACGUGUUGGACAUCAGCCCCGUGGUCCACCGCCUGCUCACCACCUCAUGGACUCAAGAGUCCUCCCUGACCUUUCACACCCUGCAGAUCGCCUCUUUCCUGUUGUCCGCCUUCUUCUUUUCCUGCCCCGUACCCGAGCGCUUCUUCCCGGGCCGCUGUGACUUUGUGGGCCAGGGUCACCAGGUCUUCCACGUGUUUCUGUCCAUGUGCACCUUGUUCCAGCUGGAGGCUCUUUUCCAAGACUACGCCAGGCGGCGGGAGACGGUGGUGGUGGUUUUUGGGGAGUGGCAACUGUGGUGGGGUUGCGUGACCUUCCCAGUUCUGCUUACCUGUUGCAUUCUGACAGCACUUCUCACCAUGAGGUACACAGACAAGAAACUGCGGGAGCAAAAAGAUACUAACCUGUAGGAAGUUUACUACUUUUAUGGAUUUAAUCAUUUAUAAUUAUGUACUCUAAAUAUUUAAACAAUAAACUGUUUAUAGUUUAAUUUAUAGAUGCAAAUGAUUAAAGUGCUGAAUCAAGGACGAUAAUAGUUGGUACAAAGAAGGUCAUAAAUAAAAAUAAUAAAAAGUAUUUAAAAAAUGUGGUUACUUAUUUGACCCAAGAACCAUCUAGUGUUUAAAAUACUUGAAGAAAAAUGAAGAAAAGUUGAAAAUACUUUAGAAAUUAUCUCUUGUCACCCAAUGUUUUUUGGUAGUUCUCGUUGACCUUGUAUGUCAAUCACUGAGGAAUCCCUUCCUUUCUGUGGUCCUACCAGUUCUCUUUGAGGAGAGCUGUAAUAAUGGUGGACACACCCUCUUUUCUUAGAAUUUAAGAGUUACUUGUUUAGGAAAAGUCGCAGGAGAAAGUGUCUGUUGUUUCACUGCUAGACAUGACCGCCCAACCUUGGUGGGUCGUCUAGGUUGUUUUCCAGUUAUCCCUGCCUUUCCUGUCGCUGAUCGUCUGAUUUUCAUAACCUGGAGUUAACUCAUUCUACUAAUCAUCAGGUAGAAGGCAAAAGUAGCAGGAAAACAAGCCGAAACCAAGUAGUCUGUGGGAGUGUUCUCCAAGAAUCAACAGUCACUGUUUCCUGUAGACCAGAGGAUGUGCUUGGACCUAAAGAGUUGGCAGAACUUGUUGAUACAAACCAGACUAACAGAAGUUAAAACUUCACUUACAUGUAUUUUCCCUCUAUAAAAUGCACCCGAUUUAAAGGCACAUGGUCACGUAUGUCAUCUAUAAGGCAUACUGAACUGUAAGACGCUUUAGAGUCAGAGAUAAAUCACUGAAGAUAACUGCGUUCAGAGUAACUCUAGAACUUGUUUGGAACACGCUACAUGUUAGCAUUUUAGCUACGCUGGCAUGUUUACAAUAACACCCAACCUUGUUUGAAACACAUUAGUAAAACUACCAUUUUGUUCAAAAUCAGUUAACACAAUCAGAAAUAAUUCCCGUAAGAGGUCCAAAUUGUUCCAAAUUAUAAGGUGUACUGUCGUUUUUUUGAGAAAAAUAAAGACUUUAAAGUGCGGAAAACAUGGUAUGCUAAAUCUGUUUGAAUCAUUCUUGGAUGUCAUUCGUGAGGAAAAAAGUUUUCUUUCUUACAUCAAUAUGUAAAAGUUCACUCUUUUAAAUUAUUUAGUUUAGCUGUGGCUGCUUAUUCAGUUAAAGGGUCAUUCUUUAGAUGGAAAAGGUGGUGUGCCACAAGGCAGUAUUUUGGGUUCCAAUCUUUUUCCCAAACUUCUUCUUUUUUUUUUACGUUGAUCCAAAUUCAAAUAUUUUAAACUGAAAACUAUUACCUGUCCAUUAUAACCUACAGUAACCCUGCCCCAUCCAAGCCCUAGAAGUCUAAAAAUCUGAAUCCCAAGUAUUCAGCAUAUCAGAAAAUAAAGUUGUUUUUAAAAUAAAUAUGGACUAUACCAACAAGUUCUAGGCAGAGAGAUCAAUAACCUUCUUUCUUGGUUUUUAAAACUCAAAAGUGAUUCUUACACACUUGUAUUUGCUUGACUAACUAAAUACAUAAUGCAUAAUGUGCACAGGUAAUUAUUGUUUGACAACUACAGACUGACCUUUGACAAUCUGGAAUGUAACAGUGCUGCCUUUAAAAGAGUCAAAUAAAACCUCUGUGACCUAAACUUGUUCUUUUACAUUUCUUUUUUUUUUUUGCACUUCACAGACACAUUUUUAAAGUUGACAGACUUUGAAUACAGAUAAUUAGUGUGUUCCACCAUGCAGGUAUGUGUCUUUCAACCCUGUAACCGUGAUACACCAAGUUACCUUUUUGUAAAUUCUAAGGACUCAACAUUUUCACAAAAGUCUAUGAUAGUAAGGAUUU